UUUACCCAUUAAAAUACUGGAGUUUGGUUUGAUAGGAUGUAUUAGAUAAAAUAAGAUAUGUAUGAGUUGUGAUAUUUUUAAUAUUUUGUUCGAUAAUGUUUUUAAGAUCAGUAGUAUUAAGUGUAUAAUUCCCACAUUCAAAAGAGAUUUAUCUACUUUGUUCAUAAAACAACGGGAGUUAAAAGAAGUUGAUGGGACCCAUUACUGAUCGAUCCUAGGUGGCAGUGACAUGGCUCAAUCAACAUAUAACUUUGUUGCUUAUAUUAAAGAGUCUUCCAAGUGUAACUUGAAGUGUGCAGCAGUUUUCACUUCACAAUGGAGACACCACUGCUCAAUGGCUACUCCAGUGACCACAACCAGCUCCUUGGCAUCGACGGGGACUACCGGCCAGCAAAAAGUUUAAAGGAUUGGUGGGCAAUUUUCUGCGUGGAGACAGUGAAGUUGUGGAGGAUAGGGGGUCCUAUAGCGUUCAACAUAAUAUGUCAAUAUGGAGUAAAUUCCCUUACCAAUAUAUUUGUUGGACAUCUUGGAAAUAUUGAGCUCUCUGCUAUUUCUAUUGCUCAGACUGUUAUUAGUACUUUCUCUUUUGGCUUCAUGAUGGGAAUGGGGAGUGCGUUGGAGACACUAUGUGGACAGGCCUAUGGAGCAGGACAAGUUCACAUGUUAGGCGUUUAUAUGCAACGCUCCAUCAUAAUCCUGCUUGCGACUUGUGUCAUUCUCUUGCCCAUGUACUUAUUCGCAACUCCAGUGCUCGAGUUGCUAGGCCAGGAAACUGCAAUCGCUGAACUCUCUGGAAGAUAUACCAUGUUUCUCAUCCCCCAAUUGUUUUCACUUGCCAUCAAUUUCCCUACUUCCAAAUUUCUUCAAGCUCAGAGCAAAGUGGAUGUGCUCGCUGGGAUUGGGUUGGCAGCUGUGCUGGCGCACGCUGUGUUUCUCUGGAUCUUUAUUUAUACACUUGAAUGGGGUACCACUGGUGCUGCUAUAGCCUUUGAUCUCACGAACUGGCUUACUGCAAUAGCUCAAUUAGGAUAUGUUGUUGGAUGGUGUAAGGAUGGGUGGAAGGGAUUAUCUUGGGCAGCGUUCAACGAGAUUUGGGCAUUCGUGAGACUCUCCAUUGCUUCAGCUGUUAUGUUAUGCCUUGAGAUUUGGUAUAUGAUGAGUAUUAUCCUCCUUGUUGGGCAUCUUAACAACGCCGUGAUAGCAGUUGGUUCCAUUUCGAUAUGCAUGAACAUCAAUGGAUGGGAGAACAUGCUUUUUAUUGGAAUUAAUGCUGCUAUCAGCGUGCGAGUCUCAAAUGAACUCGGGCUAGGACAUCCUAGAGCUACCAAAUACUCAGUCUACAUGACAGUGUUUCAGUCCCUCCUAAUUGGGAUACUUUGCAUGGUAAUUGUACUAGUAGCUAGAGAUCAUCUGGCCAUUAUCUUUUCAAGCAGCAAGGAGAUGCAAAAAGCUGUUGCUGAUCUUGCUUUCCUUCUAGGGAUCACUAUGGUUCUUAAUAGUGUUCAGCCCGUCAUAUCAGGGGUUGCUAUUGGAGGUGGAUGGCAAGCUUUAGUGGCUUAUAUCAAUCUUGGUUGCUACUACAUUUUUGGACUCCCUCUAGGAUAUCUUCUUGGUUAUGCAGCAAAAUUGGGAACAAAGGGACUUUGGUUAGGGAUGAUAGCAGGGGCAGCUUUGCAGACCUUUAUACUCUUGAUUAUACUGUAUAAGACUAAUUGGAGCAGGGAGGUUGAAGAUACGACAGAGCGUAUGCGCAAGUGGGGAGGGCAAGAUUUUCAGAUACAGAAAACUAACGAUGGACAGUUAGCUAUUGAGAAUGGUGUAGCUUAAGUUUAUGAUUGAUGAAAUCUGUGUUUUCAUGUCUAUGGUUUAAUUUCAUUUAAAUUUUACAAGAAAGUGUGAAAUUGUACGAUAUGGUUGUUGGCGAUUUUGAGAAAUUCAGAAUUGUAAAUUUAAGCUAGCCCCAAAGAAAUGUUUACUACAAUUGUUCUUGGCGUCUUCACUGGCGGCUGGCAAAUUUAUCUAUUGGAAGCACUUAUUUUCCAAUGUUUUUGGAGGUCCAA
Molecule: messenger RNA, 2060 nt
Organism: Capsicum annuum
Lineage: Eukaryota; Viridiplantae; Streptophyta; Magnoliopsida; Solanales; Solanaceae
Product: protein DETOXIFICATION 35
Exons: 7
Coding region: 316-1827 (503 amino acids)
Biological process (GO): xenobiotic detoxification by transmembrane export across the plasma membrane
Cellular component (GO): membrane
Molecular function (GO): xenobiotic transmembrane transporter activity; antiporter activity
Source: RefSeq, a predicted model, not a curated record